Molecule: messenger RNA, 1125 nt
Organism: Syzygium oleosum
Lineage: Eukaryota; Viridiplantae; Streptophyta; Magnoliopsida; Myrtales; Myrtaceae
Product: probable phosphopantothenoylcysteine decarboxylase
Exons: 3
Coding region: 223-858 (211 amino acids)
Biological process (GO): coenzyme A biosynthetic process
Cellular component (GO): phosphopantothenoylcysteine decarboxylase complex
Molecular function (GO): FMN binding; phosphopantothenoylcysteine decarboxylase activity
Source: RefSeq, a predicted model, not a curated record
CCCUCUUUUCUCUCUCUCUCUCUCUACCUUCUAAAUUCUUCCAUCCCCGAACCGCUAGACCGGAGCUCCAGUGACCGAUCGCGAGGCAGGCCGGUUCUUCAACCUCUCGGCGGCCCGCACGCGCCCCCCGGUCGCCGGUCGCCGGCCGUCGCGAGCCAACCGCGCGGAUCUCGGGGGUCUGUGCCUUCUAGGCGGCGGCGGCGGCUCUCCGUUUUUGUGUAAAUGGCAUUGGCAGAAACUACAGGUACUGAAAGAGGGCCAUUACCAGCCAAUGGUGGUCCAAGGAAGCCGCGGAUAUUGCUGGCCGCUAGUGGAAGCGUGGCCGCAAUCAAGUUUGGGAACCUCUGUCAUUGUUUCUCCGAGUGGGCCGAAGUGAAAGCAGUCGCCACUAGGGCUUCUUUACAUUUCAUUGAUAGAGCAUCACUGCCCAGGGAUGUAGUCCUUUACACUGAUGAGGAUGAGUGGUCAAGUUGGAAUAAAAUAGGGGACAGCGUCCUUCACAUUGAGCUGCGCCGAUGGGCUGAUAUCAUGAUCAUUGCUCCGCUAUCAGCGAAUACACUGGGCAAGAUUGCAGGAGGCUUGUGUGACAAUCUGCUAACAUGCAUAGUACGAGCAUGGGACUACGCCAAGCCCCUCUUUGUUGCCCCAGCUAUGAACACACUCAUGUGGAAUAACCCGUUCACGGAGCGGCAUCUUAUGACAGUUGAUGAGCUCGGAAUUUCUCUGAUUCCUCCUGUAUCAAAGAGGCUAGCUUGUGGUGACUACGGAAAUGGGGCAAUGGCCGAACCUUCACACAUCUACUCAACCGUGAGACUUUUCUACGAGUCUCGAGCUCAAGCAGGCAGCAGUAACUUUUAGGAAGCAUUUGUAUCUUUUUAGAAGUGAUGGGGACACUCACUUAAUCCGGUAGGCAUUCUUGCACUAUCUUUCUCAUAUAUAUUUAACGAGCAGGAUAACGCUGAUUCAAGACUGAGGUUUAUCUAAUCACCAGGCCAAACUUUUGGUUUGGUUAUCUAAUUUUACAAAUCACCUAUGUAAUUCAAGCAUCUUUUGUAUAAACUUUGAGUUUGUUUGGCAUCAUUGGCUGCUGCUCUUAGUAAUCCGACUGAAGUUCAACUCUCCAAA